Messenger RNA from Ixodes scapularis (black-legged tick), 2798 nucleotides. It is a transcript of the gene Noc1, whose product is annotated as CCAAT/enhancer-binding protein zeta. The transcript is spliced from 16 exons. Gene Ontology annotation, cellular component: nucleus. The record is from RefSeq and is a predicted model, not a curated record. NCBI's taxonomy places the organism in Eukaryota, Metazoa, Arthropoda, Arachnida, Ixodida, Ixodidae. The coding region runs from base 140 to 2623 and encodes 827 amino acids.
GCCGGAUGACGACAUAUCCCAAACUUUCAAGAAUGAUCCGGAGCUUGUCGCCUCUAAACAGCAGCUUGCAGAGCGUCUGCUGGAGCAUGACAGAUCGCUGUUCAAAAAGAAUUCCGAGUCUCGCUCACGCUCGUCGGAGAUGCGCUGGGUUCAGACGGUCAUCUCCAAGGGGGUCCUGGCGGACAAGGUGGCGGCGCACACGCUGCUCAUUCAAGAAAGCCCCGUCCACAACACAGCCAGCCUGGAUGCCCUGCUGGCCAUGGUCACCCCCAAGGGCAAGAAGGAGUGCGUCAUGGCCAUCGAUGCACUGCGGGACCUGUUCUUGUCUGACCUGCUGAGACCGGACGAAAAACUGAAGGCCUUUAGUCAGCGUCCCUUGGAGGAUGUCAACGCCUCGGACAUUGUGGGGGCCCGCAAGCUCCUCCUGUGGCACUUUGAGGACACGCUGAAGCAGAAGUAUACCUCCUUCCUGCAGUCUCUGGAGACGGUCUCCUUUGACCAAGUCGAGAAGCUCAAGAUGAGGGCGGUCACGUGCAUGUUCCACAUGCUCACGUACAACCCGGAGCGGGAACAGCUGCUGCUCCAGCGGCUGGUGAACAAGCUGGGCGACCGGGCCCACGCGGUGUCCUCGCGGGUGGCGCACCUGCUCUCGCAGCUGACCAACCACCACCCGCUCAUCAAGCCGUCGGUGGUUGCCGAGGUGGAGCGCCUCAUCUACCGGCCCAACGUGGCAGCCAAGGCGCAGUACUACGCCCUCUGCUUCCUCAGCCAGCUGCUGCUGUCGGACGACGAGGGGCCCCUGGCACGCAAGCUGGUGUCGCUGUACUUUGACUUCUUCAAGCGGUGUGUGCAGAAGGCCCAGGCGGACUCGCGCACCCUGCGGGUGCUCCUGACGGGGGUGAACCGGGCAUUUCCCUACGCCCGGGCGGGGGCCCCCGAAGGAACUGGGGUGCCCGACGACCAGCUGGACCUCAUGUUCCGCCUUGUCCACCUGAUGGACUUCAACAUUGCCACCCAGACCCUCAUGCUCCUCUUCCAGGUGAUGGAUGCAAAGAGCUCGUUGUCGGACCGCUUCUACGGAGCACUCUACCGCAAGUCUCUUGACCCCGCACUGGAACAUUCGACUCAGCAGACGCUGUUCCUCAACCUCCUCUACCGAGCGCUGAAGAGGGACGAAGAAGAUCGGCGGGUGAAGGCGUUCCUGAAACGUGUGCUUCAGGCCUGUCUCUACCAGACACCGCAUCUCGCCUGCGGUAUGUUGGUCUUGGUGUCGGAAGUGCUCAAGAUUAGGCCCAAGCUACUGGAGACUCGGUCGUUCGACGCCACUGCCCAGGACGCUCCAUCGACCAAUGGCAUUGCGGGCGACGCCGACGACGACAGCGAGGACGAACACUACGAGGACGCUCCAGAUGACAGCGACGACGACAAUUCUUUGGCUCUGAAGCCAGCAAGCAAAGAGGCUCCUGCCACCACCGCGCCCAAGAGCUCCUGGGUUCACACGGUGUCGGCCUCGACGUCUCGCAGCCCCGAGGGAAAGCCCAGGGCCCCGAGAGGCUACGAGCCCCUGGCACGAAACCCGCUCUACUGCGGGGCGGAGCACAGCGCCGCCUGGGAGCUGCGCCACCUCAGCCAGCACCACCACCCGACCGUGGCGCUGUUCGCCAGUCGAGUGCUCUCGGGAAGGCCGGUGGCUUAUCCUGGGGACCCCUUGCAGGAUUUCACGCUCUCCCGCUUUCUCGACAGGUUUGUGUACCGCAACCCCAAGAAGGUGGCGCCGCCCGACGAGUACAAGGAGAAGGACCUGGCCGGCAACGUCUUUGGCAAGAGGCGGCAGUAUGUGCCGACGGGUGUCCACAAAAUGCACGUGCUCAGCCGCGAGUACAUGGGGCAGGACGUCAGCCGGAUCCCUCCUGAGGAGCAGUACCUCUACAGGUACUUCCAGCAGACUGGUGGCUUGAAAGAGAAGAAGAAGAAGAAGAAGGUGGAGGAGGAAGAUGAAUCCGAGGCGGAGAGUGUGGCCAGCGACGACGUCGAAGCGGUCCUUAACCUUUGCGAACCAGGAGUGGACGGAGAGCUCGAUUUUGCGGGCGACUUUGUCGCAACCAAGAGGAAGAAGAAACAUAUGAAGUCGGGCGAUGGUUCUGACGAAUCGGACGACGAUGGAGACCUGGACGAAGAUGAGGACGAAGACGUAGACCUGGCGGGUCUCGAGGAUGACGAGGAAUACAAACAGGCCCUGGAGGAACUCAACAUCGGGAAAGGGAAAACCAUCAGGGAGGAAGACAUUGAGUUCUCUGACGAGGACGAGUUUGGCGAUGCUGGUCCCUCUAAACGCAAGGGAAAGCCAGGGAGACCAAAGGACAAGUCGUUCAGCAUGUCCGGACUACUUGCCUCUGCCGAACAGUUUUCGCAUCUCCUGGACGAAAAUGCAGCAGCUGGCGUGGACACAACGUCAGCGCAAGCUCUGUCCAACAAGGACAAAGCGAGUGCCAAACAACUGAAAUGGGAGAUGAACCGAGACGCCUGGGUUCGCGGACACGACUGGCGAAGCCGCAAGAGGAAGUUCGGCGGCUCCGGGAAACGUGGCGGAAAGGCGUUUGGGAAGAAGAAAGCGCGUUCAUAAACUGCACAAGCGACCGCUGCUCAUGUGGUGCUCCCACCUUCACAGUUAUACUCUAUUGAUCAUCUUUUGGCUGUAUUCAUUACGAGCUGCUCAGGGCACAUGGGAUCCCAGGACAAUGAAACGAGCUGCAUUGUAUACAAAAUAGAUUCCUAAGAAAAAGGCUCGUCUAAAAGCA